GAGUGUAGAGGAGUAGUCGCCAUAUUGGAUUAUCAACACGUGCAGAACUAUUUUACUAAUAUUAGCAAGCAUGGCGAGUUUUGGACAUGUUAUGGAACUUGUAGGAAAGGUUGCGAACCGAUUCAUUGUCAUAUCCGUAGGAUUUGGUAUCGGUGGACUUUUUAUUUACAAAAACGCGGCCGAGGCCUUCCCGAAUCAAGUGUGCAAACCUAUCGUUGGCCUGAAGGACGAAGAUGGCAGCCUUUUGAAAGUCCCUGAGCGAAUAAGAACACAGUUCGAUGUAGUGUUGAAUAAGCUUGGUUACACGAAUGCCAACAAGAUAAGCUUGUUCAUAAAUCAGGGUGUACAUCCGAUGUCGGUGGGUUCAACUUCCUUUCCAAACGGAGCUGUUGUAAGCUUGCCAAAAUGGUACAUUUUUGAGAAUUACAAAGACAUAGAAACGUGUGGAAUUACGUUUCAAGGAAGGGACAUCAGAUGGGAUUCUGAACUGGGUAUAAAGAUCAAAGAAUGUUUGCUGCCUAGUGAUGAAAUGAUAGCUUUUUGCAUCGCGCACGAGGUUGCUCAAACGCAGCGAUUGGAUUACAAGGCUAUCAAUGCCGUCCUUGCACCAACGUGGUUGUACUUGACAUAUAAGCUCGCCUACAUUGGCCCAAGGAUGUUGCAGCUUCACGCAGUGCUGGAUAUACUCUUUAAGCUUGUCCUUUGUCGUUUGAGCUAUCUUUGCUACAAACAAGUGCACAUGAAACUAUAUCAUGAUGUAGUUUACCAGGCUGAUGCUAUGGCUGCAAAGUGUGAGCCUAGAAUGCUUCAAGGUGGGAUAGAUGUAUUCACUAAGAAGAUAGAGUUGAACCGUAUUCGACGCAGACUGAUGGGGAGGAAAGGACACAACUGUUUUACAGAGGAAGGGAAUGACAUUGAAUCUCGCAUAUACCCUCUAUUGACAGACAGGCUUAAGCGAUUGAAGGACUUAGAAAGAGGUACUGCUCUUGUUACAGGGGUAUGAGUAGAGUUUCUUGUUGAGGUUCCAAUGCCAGCACUCUUGUCAAAUUGGGGUGUGUUAGGUUUUAUCUCUCUCCUUUGUACAGACUUUGCUGAAGAGAUUUCCUUUCAUAUCUUUGCUUCUUUCAGCAGAUAUAUGAUUAAGUCUUUCCUGAAGGGGAAGAAUUUUUUGUUGGCAAUCAUUGCUUACUUCCAAUAUUCAUAAAUAGGGGGCCCCCAUCUCCAGAACUUCAUGAGAAUUCUUACUUAUUACCUUGACUCUUCUGUGUUGAAAAUUUUACUGGUUACUAUCUGAAACGCAGAAUGCUAUACAUGCACACAUGGAAGAAAACACACCUUAAUCAUGUUUUAUUUCAUUGUUGCAAAAAUUUUGACACUACAAUAAUCACAGAUGCUAAUGAUAAAACAGUAAAGGCACAAAUAUGUGCAGAAAGCACUCUCUAUUAAUUUCUAUGACUUAGGGUUCUUUAUUGGCCCUAUGAGAUCUUUUUUCUAUUCUCAGUAGCUGUUGUGAUUGCUUUGGUUGGGGUUUUAAGUGGAGGGGGACA
This is a messenger RNA of Pocillopora damicornis (cauliflower coral), 1547 nucleotides long. RefSeq names its product transmembrane protein 177. Lineage: Eukaryota; Metazoa; Cnidaria; Anthozoa; Scleractinia; Pocilloporidae. Gene Ontology annotation, cellular component: membrane. The record is from RefSeq and is a predicted model, not a curated record.